GCUUAUAUAUAUAAACAGAUACAACAGAAGCACAAAGGUUUCUAAAGUAGAACAAGAAUCCUGAAUAUGUAUUUUAAUGCAGUACUUGAGUAAAUGUACUCAGUUACAUUUGGCCACUGUAGAAAUUCAGUCAGCUGAAUGAGCAUUCAGAAGAGACAGAUUUGUGACUGUAAUCAGUCCCAGCUUGUUAAUGGCUCAGUCUUUGUGUAAAUCAAUAAUACAGUCUCUGAUUAACUGAAACUAAGCUGAGGCUGGGUCUCCGCCAGAGCAGCAUUGAUUCGGGCCGCACUAAGUGUGUCACCUCACGACAUUACUUGAGCUCUAUGUCACUUAAGAUGUUUCUCAUGCACAAGGUGACAUAGUCCAGCAGUGAGUACACAGUGGUACACAUGACAGAACAGCAUCUCUUUGUUCCAGGAUUAAACGAUGACACCGACACCACAGCACCCUGUAAAUGUUGCUUAUCAUUAUGACAUUCUUCAUACUUGCAUUGGUAUGCAUCUGUACCUCUAUCUUGUGUGUUCGUGUUCAUAUGGGCUAAUUCGUUUGAUGACACGUGCACUAACAGAAACAGGAGGCGGAGCUUGUCGCCGCCAGUAGCCGGUGUCUUUCCUGCGUGUCUGGGGGGCCUCAACAACAGCUGUCACCGACACAAGCACAGCUACAGUGGUAUAAGUGCCCCUGGUCUUGAAUUCCAAAAAUGCAGUUUAGACACUUCGGGAUGUUUCACAGAACAGCGGCACUUAUAACUCAUGUGCCCUUCAUUUAAAAAUAAGCCCAGAACUCCAUGGCAACCCAAGAUAUUCUAAAGAGCACUUGAUAUGUUGUGGUCAGAAUAGCGACGCAUACGUGCUAAAAACAGGGGACUGGUUAACUGGCUGCUGAUGUUUAACGUUAAUAAGACGAGUGAUGUCAUUCAUUAGGUUUGGAUCUUUGGACCAUGAUGUGCCUGAACCUCUCUCGCAUUAAAUAUGGAUUGCAUCAGGAGACAUUUCAAAUUUCACAGCUGGGUACAAACCUCAUGACCCAUCCUGUAAACUUUUUCCCUGUUUGCCAGUAGUGACAUAAUCAUGACUUUCCUGGUGAUUUCCUGUGUGAUAAGCCUUCAUCAUUCCAGUGAUAUUACUGGUAAGGAGAGAACAAACCAGUGUAUACAGUAAAACAUCUGAAGGCACCUUUAGAGUGAGGAUGACUGGCCUCUGUGACUAAGACAGGCCGUCUUUGUCCCUGAACCAGUCACUCUGUAAUUCCACACGUCUCUCUGUGAGUCGGAGCUCUUCUCUGACAGACGUGUUGUGCUUUAGUUUACUUUUGUCUCACCUGCAACAAUGCUUUUCAUUUUUUCCCAUCUGUAAAAAAGGUAAACAACUGACAAUGGUACCAGCACAAGACAAUGCAAAUGCUCACUUACAAACUUAAAUGGGUAGCAGUUUGGAGAUUUGUGGUUACCCAAGUGUUACAUUAUCAUUCCGAGCGCUGCAACGUGUGAUAGCUUAGGUUUACUAGAAGCCCAGCUGCAUACUUUAAACUUUAAAGCCUAAAUUUCUGUCCACUGUUUUCUGUGCACACAUAUUUAAUCUCUCUGACCUUUGGAGCCUUUUUUGCCUCUGUUUUGGUCUCCACACCCUGCUCAGAUAAAAUAUCUGGGUCGCUGAGUUGCUAAGCUCAAUUUUCAUCUCCAACAACAGUUACUUUUACACCUUUGGUAGCGGCGACACAUUUUUAUCAACAUUUUUUUAAAUUAUUUUAAAAGAUUAAAAAAGUUUCUGGCUGCUGUUGGUGUGACUGAAGAGGACAGUAGACGUAGGAUAGGAUGGAGGGAGGAGCCUUUGUGCUUGCCAGGUUUUUGUGAUUGUCCUGCAAGUCGCCACCCUGGCAUACAGCUGGUAUCAGCAGUGGCUCAAGAAGUAGAGGGGGUCACGUACCAGUCAGAAGGUCGAUGCUUGGUUUGCAGCUACUCCAGUCCAGUGUGUGUGCACAAUUGUCAGACAAAGCUCUUGGGUAUAGAAAACAGUGUUUGUAUGAAUAUGUAUGACACUGGGGGAAUGAGGUUUGCAGUAGAAAAGGACUUGGAGUGCUCAGUUAGAGUAGAAAAGCACCAUAUCAGUACCAGUCCAAGUCCCAAUAAAUUCCAUAACUCUAAUGGUUGGAGAAGAGCUAUAAGUUAGUACAAAAACACCGUUCUCUGAACAGCUAUGAAAACAUGUUAUGGAAACCAAAUAGACGUUUGACGUGUGCUUUAAGCUGACUUUCUAAAUUGACACUCGGUCCCCCAUUUUUUGCUCAGUGCUGACUACAGCUGGCAUUCAGAGGAUUUUAGACAAAUGGCCGAGCCCAUGUCUCUUUCCCACGUUUGAAUGUGCUUCAUCCAUAUGUUGUCUUGCUGUUUCUAUUCAUAGCACACUCAGAACUUAAUAUCUUCCUUACGAGAGGGUAAAGAUGAUAACCAGAGCUAGCAACAUCUAGAGCUUCAUUAGCUGGUGUUGGUUUACCGAUGCUGCCGCUAGAGUUUAGCGACGAGAGUCAAGUGACUCUGAAUAAAUGCUGUUGCUAUGGAAAUCGUUAAAAUGUGAAAGUUUAUCAUCGUGUUUGAUAAACUAUGUUUCUAAUAGACUAUGUCUAAUCUAAGUGUGCUUCAUGUGCAGCAGUGUUUAUAAUGCAUGACCCAAAUCUGAGCAUGUUUCAUCUCGUCGGUGGAUUUACACAGUAAGAGUGAAUAAACAGCUUGAGUGAAUAUUUAACAAAGUGCCCUCACAACAACUCUCACGAAUGUGUCCUGUUUUAUAAGUGACUGAUUAACGGCCUACCUGCGCUGAGUGUUUAUCAAGCAAAGAGCGUGUUUGCUCUAAUAGCAAAGACUUACUUAGAGAGCUACCUGCAUUCUUCUCAGUUUGCUCACUGUUCAAGCUUUGGUUGGUUCCCAUGAGGGGAUCAGGUUAAUGUGACAUCAGGAGAAUACUACAAGAUGAAACCCACCACCUAUGCUGACAUUUUGCUCCAGUGUGCCAUGCCAGCAUUAGUUAAGUAUUAAUAGAAGCCAUCAUUACAGUAAGACAAGCUGUAAAUGCUCAAAUUAUAUGCUCAAAAUCUUUUUGAUGGUUCAGUUUAACAUUACAAGAAGAACAUUUAUGAAAGCAGAAUCUUUAAGGAAUGUGAGCAAGCAUCACUCCAAACUUUUUCUGCCAACAGAGUCUUUAUUUUUCCCAGGAAAAGACUGUUAUGUAAAAUUUGACCCGCGAAGGUCACCGGCCGUCUCGGCUCGAAGGCUCCGUCUCCCAAAAUCCUGGAGCAGACUGCGGCUUUGUACCCUCGCAUCCUCACAAAAGUUUCAAUAAUAAAUGGAUUGACUGGUAGCUUCGAAUCCCAUCCGCAGAGACGGUUUUGAUUGGAGCUUUCAUGUCUUGGCAGGGCUGGUGUGUUUUUCUUGCUGCUCGAGCACGCUGCAUUUUAUCUGUGUUCCCUGGCAGAACUGGUACCCUAAUGCUCUCGUGCAGUUCUCUCUCCUUUUUUGGUCACACUGGGUUUGUGCUGUGAUUGCAUCAAAUCACACCCAAUCAAAAAAGUAAUUUUUCCUAAACCUUAUUUAUCACCUCCGUCCUCGUCCGUCUCCGGCAGAUCAAUUUGGUUUUAUGCCAGAUUUUUGUCACCAGGCCCAUCCUCAUCCUCGCCAUUUCUCUCGAUACAAACAUCACAUACAGGCUCAGUUUUCAGUAGCCUCGUGGCCUUAUCAUGCUAUAAUUUUAUUUCAGCUAAUGGUAGAAGUUAACAUGUCUUUAAAGGGAAUAUCUGCAAAUUAACACACACAGGAUGCAGGUAGUUGACUUUUGACCAUCUUUUGUGCCACUGAGGGCUCCUAUCUGCCCAAGCAGGCCAACCACUGGCAAAUAAAUGACUCAUUUAUUCAAUAAGUUUUCAGUCAUUUUCUCUAACUCUAAAGCUGUGUGCAACCAAGAACAUAAUUAGUGUAUCUGGCACAGGCUACAACAUUAUGCCUAUUAAAUUUUAUUAGGCCGUGCUGGGAGCAAACAUCAUUCGGACUAAAGGUAUACUGUAAGCCAUAAAGUGAACAUCGGUGCGGACCGCUGAUUAGAUUUUACAGUUUCUUUUUAUCACUUUGGAAUGGAGGCACGUGCUUUGUUGGGGCCUAUAAAUACUCGUGUGUGUGACAGCUGGACCUGCCCAAGCCUUGCAGCACAUAUGGGUCCCACUUUAAAUUUAGACUCAGGCCUUGGACUUGGGUUUUAGGAUAUUCUGUCUUAUUAGAGUGAAGUACUGGACGCCGCACCAUCAGUGAUGAUGGCUUAGAUGCUGUGAGUGUGUGUGGACAUUGUGACGGGUGGUCGUUGAUCUUAGAGUAGAGACUUACUGUCUGCAUGCUCUCCUUUCUUUUCCAUAUUGACAAAUGGGAAUGCUUAAUGGCAGGGAGGAAUUCAGGUCAUGUGACUCGGGAAUCCGAGCUCGUCUCUCUGCGGAAUUAAAUUUGAUAACGACUGCAGUGACCAGUCAAGGUGACUCAAAACUGUGAAGACGGUGGGCUUUGAUGACUCAUGACAGUUGUGUUCAUGAGUUGCCUGUAAUUGAAAAAAGGCCAUGAGGAUGAUAAAUAUGUAGCAGUUUCAACAGCAAGAUUUCAGAUCACCUGUGGUUGCACAUGGAGAAAAUAGUCCAAGUGCUUAUGGACUUCUCUGCAAGAGUUGCUAAACUGUAUCAGCAAAGCCCGUGAAACUGUAAUGAUUUUAUUAUUUUCUGCUACCAGGAAGUGUUGGAUAUUAAAUGUCAUCAGGUUGUGUGGCUGAGGAAUGUUGGACUUGUUAUAAUAAUAAAUUAAAAGUGGAUUUCUAAAGACAAAUGCAUCGCUCGUUGAGAUAUAUUUAGUAUUCUAACGCUCUGUGCAGUGUUUUUUACGAUCCGUGUGGUAGUUUUGCAAGAACCGUUCAUGUGAGGACACAGUGGUCUAUUUAGGUGGUGGAGGCCAAACAAGAGAUAAAAGAAGAAUGAAUACUGUCUUUCAUAAGGAGGAUAAUUAGUACUGUAAAUCAGUGCUAAACUAAGUAGAAAAUUAUGUGCUUUUACCAAAAACCUAAAUGAAAGGCAUUAGCUGGUAGGUUUAAAUAAACUUUUGUAUGUUUUACUCAAAGCCCUGCUUCAGAUUGGUCACCUGCGCAGCAUGUGACCUGCCUCUGAGCCUGUAGUAGCGAGAUAGGGUCCCGCCCCCUAUUAGGAAAAAAGUCUAAAGCUAAACAUGAUAAAACACGAUAUACGGUUGCCGUGAAGUCAAGUGAGCUGCAUUUCAACAAUGAGAUCAGAAUUAAUGCUUGUGUUCUGGGGCAGUUUGUCUGAAACCUUGUUUUGUUUGUUUCACCUUUAAUGCAUUCUUAUAUUUUCCUCAUAUGAACUUUUAUUGUACAACACUGCAUUUGACCUGCAGCUAUUUUUAUUCUUACAUCUCUCAGCUUUAACUGCACUUGGCUCUCCCGCCUUCUCUGCUGAACGAUAGUAACACUGCAAAGUGAGCCGAGCUGUUACAGUAGCUGGAUUUUCAUGGCGUCGGCCCAGAAAUUAAAAAUAAACCAUCACGGUCCUCACUCGGUGUCAACCAUUUUGUCCGCGGUACUUAGGAAAUCUGCCAGAGUCAUUUACACCACUACACAUGUUUCCGUGUUUCGUCAUGCUCGUGUCCCAGAGGUGGUCAUUUUAAUGCCCUCGACCUCUGGGCAUCAUUCAGAAACCCUGGCACAGUCUGAAUGGUGGACCCAACACUAUCAGCACUCGUGCGCGCUGCUGCACCACAACACUGGAAUGAACGUUAGCGAGCCUACAGCUGAAACUAAUAGGUAUGAGCAGGAAAGAAGGCACCGCCAUUAAUCUCCAGUUAAGAAGCAGAUCUCCUCGGAGCCAAAGUGCACUCUCUGAACUCCGAGAUAAAGGAUGCACUUAAUGGGUCCGUUUGUUGGAUGUUUUUUCCUCUUUAUUUGAACAGAGAUGCUGCCACUGUUAUCUUGCACCCCAAUUUUCGUGCAUUGGUGUUUUUCCCCGAAACAAGUGGGAUUCAAAGAGAUCUGUUUCAAGCGUCAUUGGAAUUCACUGCAGUCUUGACUGUGGUGACCUUGAUUACUGAAGAAGAUAAGCGUUUCUCUUGAUGUGAAGCAGCAGUUUGAUAGACUCUCUUUCAAACUUCUCGAAAUUGUAUAGAAAGUCUAACUGAGCUUUACUUUUUUAUCAGGUUGGACUGAUGCGGCUUAUUUGGGAUUUGGGAUGAUUCAGAGGUCAGGGUGCUCACUGUGGCCUUACAGAGGGACUCUGGGUGCUCAGGGUGCUUUUCUGUUUGUAAUUAUAAAGAGCUGCUGAUGUCAUAUCAGAAACUGAUCACAAAGAGUGCUCUGUGUCUCAAGACCGUUCGUACAGAACGUGAACACACACACAAGAACACGCACAAACACGUUUUCACAUUCACAGAGACAAAGAAACAAACUUCUCUUCAGUUCUUUCUCUUAACAUUGUUGGUUGUUGUUACAAAGCUGAUGUUCUGGUGUGUGGAGUCAGCACACUCCCAGCUUGAGAGCUGGUUAAAGGUCUUUGCUGCUAGCUUUGUUUUAGCAUCACAGAAACGUGGAAAUUUUAAUGCCACAUUUUUGCCUUUUUUUGUAACUAAUUUAAAUAUGGAUUAGUUUGUGUAUCCAUGUCCUCCAAAAGUUGUAACCACUGCUGUCAUAACUUAAAAAAAAAUUGAUAUUAACUGAAAAGGGUGGCAGAGUGGUUCAGCGGUUAGCACGGUCACCUUACAGCACCAAGGUCCUGGGUUUGAAUCUUUCUCUUUCUCAGUUUGUGUGGAUUACUGUGACUGAGAAGCCACACUGGCUGUUUGGUUCAUUGGUGAUUCUAAGUUGACUGUAGCUGUGUCUCCAGCCUUUGACAGCCCUGAACUGGACUCACAAAUACAAAUGAACUCAUGCUGUGCACAGACUCAGUUACAAACUACUUUUAAAUUAUUUAAAGCAUUCAGAAAUGACAGCAGAAGUUGUGAGCCAGUGAUAUAGUGUACUGUACAUGCACUUCUACCAACACUCACCCUUAUAUGCCUUUGUGAUUUUGGGACCACACACACACACACACACACACACACACACACACACACACACACACGCACACACACUCGUUUUCAUAUUUUAGUGAGGACAUCUCAUUGACAUAAUGCUUUACCUAGCCACUUACCUUAACCCUAAACAUCAAAAAUGAAGGUCUAACCCUAACCCUUAGCCUAAAACUGACCAUAACCUAAAUGUAACCCUGACACUAAAACCACAUUUUGAGCCUCAAAAUGCCUUCAUACUGGUGGGGACGGGUAUUUUGUCCCCAUAAGUGACUGUUGGUCCCCACAAGUCUAGUAGCAUGUCAAUUUUCUGUCUCACAAAGAGAUCUAAACAUGUACACACACACACACACACACACACACACACACACUGGUGGGUAAUUGUCGAUAUUCACUCCAGAUUAGGGAUGUUAACAGAAAACAUGUUCAUCCAGUUUUAAUACAAACACAGUGAUUGUGCUUGUGUUUGUCAUCGGAUCAGUGCAGGUCAGAAGGUCUGAUAAUGUGAACAGGAAUGGAAGCCAGACUCAAACAACACACUCCUGAACCAAAAGUAUCUAUGAAAGGAAAAAGAUGAAUGGAUGCAAAUAACAGUAGAAUAACAGAAUAAAAGGCUGAAUUAAAAACAGAGAAACCUGUUCCUUCUCUCUCUGGUUCAGGUAGGAUGAGAUCCAAAAGCAGUGGGGUGGAUACCCCAGCCAAUGGGGUACUUGGAGUUCCACAGGGUGACCAAGAACAGGAAGUGAGUCUGCCUGUGAAGAACCUGAAGGCCAAAGUCCAGCAGAAAGAUGGUGAGGAAACAGUGGAGGUGAUCUCUGACAAAGACAAACCGUUGGAUUCCUCCAAGGCUGGAGAUAAAAGACAGAACAUCGUGGAUCUGUCUAAAGAGGAUUUGCUGGCACUGUUGGGAAUCAUGGAAGGAGAGAUUCAGGCCAGAGAGGACGUUAUCUGCAUCCUGAAGUCCAAACAGAGUUCCCCAGAAGCCCUUGAGUCACAGUAUGGCUCCGCGGUCCCUGGCUCGGCCCUCCAGGCCCUUCAGAGAGACGGCAUCAUCGCAGGCACCAAACCACACAACCACAGUGUCUACCAGAAACCGAUGGCUGAGCUGGAGCGUCUGCAGGAGAAGCACAAGGAGACGUACCGGCGGAUGCUGGGUCAGCUGCUGCUCGCAGAAAAGUGCCACCGGCGAACGAUCCACGAGCUGGACACAGAGAAGAGGAAGCACGCCGACUACAUGAACAAGAGCGACGACUUCACCAACCUCCUGGAGCAGGAGAGAGAAAGACUGAAGAAGUUGCUUGAGAACGAGAAAGCCUACCAGCUCAGAAAGGAGAACGAACACGCCAAACGUCUGGCCAAGGUGCGAGAGGAGCUGGUCAAACUGAAGUCUUUCGCCCUGAUGUUGGUCAAUGAGCGGCAGCAACACCUGGAACAAAUAGACCAGCAGAGCCAGCGGGUCCAGGAGCUCAGCCAGCAGCUGCAGCAGCGUGAGCAGGCUCUAAGUGAAGCCAGGCAGCGUGCUCAGGAAGAUGGACACAGGGUGCUGAGCCUCGAGGCAGAGCUUAAAGAGAAAGCCGACAAGCUCAAGCAACAACACGAAGAGAUGAGUGCCAAGCUAGCCGGUCAGGAGCUUCUCAAUCGUCAGCUAAAUACAAAACUUUCAGGCCUCACGAAUGAGGUUGAGGAGCUACAGGAAAGCAACAGAGCACUGAGGAGAUCUGAGGAGGAACUGCAUGAGCUAAGGGAGAAGAUCAGCAGAGGGGAGUGUGACAACUCAAACCUGAUUGCUGAAUUAGAGAACUUGAGAAAACGAGUGCUGGAGAUGGAAGGAAAGGAUGAGGAGAUUACUAAAACAGAAAAUCAGUGUAAGGAGCUACGGAAGAGGCUACAAGAGGAGGACAAUAAGAGUAAGGACCUCAGACUGGAAGUGGAGAAGCUCCAAAAAAGAAUGAUGGCGUUGGAAAAACUCGAGGGAGCAUUUAGCGUUAGCAAAGCUGAGUGUGCACAGUUACAUGGUGCUCUAGAAAAAGAGAAGGGGCUGACCAAAGAGCUUUCAGAUGAAGUUGUAGCUCUCAAGAUUCGUAUGAAAGAGCUCGAGUCAUCUGAGAUAAAGCUGGAAAAAUCUGAGCUGAGCCUUAAGGAUGACCUCAGUAAGCUUAAAUCACUGACCGUCGCAUUAAUGGAAGAACGAAAGACCCUGAUAGAAACAGCAAAGUCAUGUGAGGAGAAAAAGGACGAUUUGAGCAACAUGGUCAAAGCUGAGCAGAGUAAAGUUAUGGAAGUGACAGAGAAGCUGAUAGAAGAAAGCAAAAAGCUCCUAAAACUGAAAUCAGAGAUGGAAACCAAAAUAGAGACUUUAACGAAUGAAAAGGGGGAAAUUACCACUAAGUUGGCCUAUGAAAUUGAUAAAACUAAGGACCUUAGCUCUAAAAUCAACCAAAUGAAAAAGAAGUUAGAUGGAUUUGAGCAAGCAGAAAAACUUUCUGGAAAGAAUUCAGUGAAAUGUGACAUGCAGAGAACAUCUGAGCCCAUCAGCAGAGACGACAACAAAGUUAAGGAGCUGACGUUUGAAAUUGAGCGCCUGAAAAACCGUCUCAAACAGCUCGAAGUGGUAGAGGGAGAUCUUCUCAAGACAGAGGAUCAGUACGACAUGUUGGAGAAAAAGUUCAUGAGUGAACAGGACAAAGCCAACAUUCUGUCCCAGCAGGUGGAGGAAAUGCGGACUCAGAUAGCGCGGAAUAAAGCGAUUGAGAAAGGAGAGGAGGAAAGCCAGGAGGAAGAUCUGCGUCAACGUUGCAAGAGAGAGGAGGUCAGAACGAGGGAACUGCAAGCCGACGUGGUAGCACUCAAGGAGAAGAUCCACGAACUGAUGCACAAAGAAGACCAGCUUUCUCAGCUCCAAGUGGACUUCUCCGUCCUGCAGCAGAGGUUCUUGGAAGAAGAAGAGAAAGCCAAGAACAUGAGCACUGAAGUUUUCCAUCUCACCAAAGAACUGGAGAUGGCCAAGCGUCACAGUCGAGCACUGCGACCCAGCUUGAAUGGGAGAAGAAUAGUGGACGUGGCGGUGACGUCCACUGGCGUGCAGACAGAAGCGUCAUCCUCCGAGCCAGCAGAGGAGGAUACCCCGGCUGGCUUUAUCAGAAAGUCUGUUCAAGAAGAGAACCACAUUAUGAACAACCUAAGACAGAAGUGCCUGAAGAAGCCAGCAGAGAAAAGCAGUGCUGUUGAGCGUUCACCUUCAUCUGGCAGCGAUUUAGGUAUCAAGAGAUCCUGGAUUCCCUGGAUGAGGAAAAAGGACAACAGCCCUCAAGAGACCCACCUGGAGAAGCCACUGCACAAUGGAGAGAGCUUCUCCUCUGAGCUGACCAUGCCCCAGAAGCCAGGCCAGCCUUUACACAUCCGAGUGACACCAGAUCACCAAAACAACAUGGCAACUCUUGAAAUCAGAAGCCCGACUGCUGGGGAUGUUUUCUCUAGUUCUGCUCCCCUCAGCCCCAAUCCAUCUCAACCCAAAUCCAGAAUCACCAUCAUUCCCACCGGCACUGCUCCGACCCAGCGGAGGAAGUCCCCCGCUGUAUCUCAGGGCCCCGAAAGGGCCAAGUCUCCAGUCACUAUCACAGCUAUAUCUAGAGCCAAGUCUCCAGAAACCAGCCGAACCUCCUCCACUAACUCAGGAAGACCCUUGUCCCCUGUCUCCAUCAUGACAGUGAGCACAGCUGUAGCGUGUGAAGCAUCUGCCUCCCCAGAACCUCAGGAGAUGACCAUGGGCCGAGCUGUGUUCAAGGUUACCCCCGAGAAGCAGAUGGUCCCAUCGCCUGUACGAAAGGGUCACGGCAACACGAGUAUCAUCACCACGACUGACGAUAACAAGAUCCACAUUCAUCUCGGCAACAACAUCACCCCAAAGAUGGUAGUCAGGCCGGUGGCUGCUGUCACAGAGAGCAAGGAAAUGACCUUAUCGACUGGGACAGUUUUGCGCUCGCCUCGUCAAAUCACCACCACUGCUACCAGGAGCACGCAGAGCAAAGUGAUGAGCAGCAUUACAAUUUCUCCUGUUACGUCCUCCACUUCCAGAACGACACAAGGCACGACCGGGCACGAUGCCCAGCCACCGCGCUCGGGGCUGACCCGCAUCCCAAUGUCCAAGAGCCUGAAGACGGGAAAGGCUGCGCUGGGAUCCCUGGGGGUGUCCGGUGGAGUGAAACUGGAGUCGCGGGCUGAGAGCCAGUCCAUGAGGAUAGAAGUUAAGAAAUCCAGCGUGAAUAGCAGUACUUUACAAAAUGGAGGAAAAGCCUGAGAGACACAGUACCAAAUGUAUCUACAAGGUGCUUCAGAGCAAUUCAUAGUAAAAGCUGUGGUGUUUGAGUACAACUCAAAUAUAGUUUACAAGGUAUUUCUUUAUUGUAAUUAAGCAGGAGAUUGAUUUUAUACUUUUUAUAAGGUAUUUUCUACUUCUUUACUUCUUAUUUGCAUUUCUGCCAUUUAGACUGAAAUAUAUCCAUGAUUUGUUUUGUUUUUUACAGUGUGUUGUGAUGGGCAUUUGGGUGAGACUCUGCUGCUAUCAAUGGCUUCUUUCUUGGGGUGGAUAUUUAAUCUAUAAUGAGUUUCUUUAUUUGUUUUAUAUUAGACACAAAAAGUACACAAUUAUGUGAAAAUUUGGUGUAUUUCUAAAGGAUUUGUAUUGAAAAUAUUGUAAAUAAAACUGAUAUUAGAGUGAA
This is a messenger RNA of Oreochromis niloticus (Nile tilapia), 11808 nucleotides long. Its product is annotated as filamin-A-interacting protein 1. Lineage: Eukaryota; Metazoa; Chordata; Actinopteri; Cichliformes; Cichlidae. The coding region runs from base 7755 to 11387 and encodes 1210 amino acids. The record is from RefSeq and is a predicted model, not a curated record. The transcript is spliced from 5 exons.